Cladophialophora yegresii CBS 114405 is the source of this 1164-nucleotide messenger RNA. RefSeq lists its product as uncharacterized. The coding region runs from base 1 to 1164 and encodes 387 amino acids. Gene Ontology annotation, biological process: mitochondrial proton-transporting ATP synthase complex assembly. The record is from RefSeq and is a predicted model, not a curated record. Gene Ontology annotation, cellular component: mitochondrial inner membrane. NCBI's taxonomy places the organism in Eukaryota, Fungi, Ascomycota, Eurotiomycetes, Chaetothyriales, Herpotrichiellaceae. The transcript has a single exon.
AUGCCACGAGAGGAUGUUUUGACAUUGUUUGUCACACUAGCACUGCGCCCUCACCGCCGUUGCAUACAAAAACUCUCAAGAUCGUCACCAAGGCUGACUCGCUAUGCCUCUACCUCGAGCCAGAGCAAAACGACCCUUCCGGCAACGCAGGGAACCGAGGCUACAACUCGACCGAAGAUCCCCCUUCACGUCGGCCUCGACCGCAACCCCGAAAGUGUGUCCGCCAUCUCCCGAAUCCCCAUUCCUCGAGGAGUGAGAGGCGAGAAGUUCACUCCUCAAGUGCUAGCACGUCCCCUAGGUCUUGAACAUCCUCCUCGACCCGGGCAGAACAGUCCUUUGGACAGCCGUACGCUCCGGGAGAGGCAUGAGGAGUUUACAAGCUACGAUAAAGCGCUGGAGCGACGACGUGUCUACCUCCGCACUUUCUUCCGUCCCUAUUUUCAAGAAUGGAGGGGGAUGGACCAUCACAAGGGAAAGAGCUUCGUGUCAAGUCCACGGUUGUUCAAGCGAGAGAAAGCGCUGUACUUUCCGAAUAUUUGGGGCCAGACACUGGCUAAAGAAGGAGAUGGGCCAGACGGUGGGCGAGACACGACACCACUUUUGAUGGGCAAGGUAUCUCUGAUAGGCAUACACGCGAAUUCAUGGGCUGAGGAAAUGGUCAACUCGUUCAUCGGGGGAAAAAACAAUCCGGAGCUGAGCAGACUAUUAGACCAGAACAGGGGCCGGUUGCAGCGGGUGGAUAUCAAUGUCUCAGGCGAUUGGAUUCGCGCUCUAAUUGUGCGGACGUUCAGCGGCCGCAUUCGACAAAACAUCCCUGAGGAGCAAUGGACCAGGUAUUUCAAGAUCAAAUUGCCACGCGACAUUCGACGCGGUCUGUCAGACGAGGUACGCGAUGCCAUGGGCUUCCUCAACAGCCAAGUCGGCUACGUCUACCUCGUCGAUUCCAGCUGUAAGAUCCGUUGGGCGGGGAGUGCCUAUGCCUGGGACGGGGAAGUGGACGGACUGAACGCUGCGGUCCAGAGACUACUUCAAGAGGAAGAAACCCUGGGACAGGCGUCAUCGAAGCCGCUGCCAUCUUCAGCGAAAAUUGUCCAGAGGCCACGAGCGCCACCAAAAACCUCGACCGAGAAGCCCAAUGCAAUGCCCAACGCUGUCGUCGCAUGA